GCCACCCGUUUUGCAGGCACGAUGGUGACCUACUGCCUGCCACCUUACUCCUUUUAUUUCCAGCACACGCACUCGACAUGACCGAUCAAUAUGACUGCGCGCUCGACUUGAUGCGCCGCCUUCCUCCCAAAAAUGUAGAAGAGAACCUCAACAAGUUGCUCGACUUGGUCAAUCCUGACCUAGGUGAUGAACUUCUCUCGGCCAUCGACCAGCCAUUAAAAGUGAGACGCUGUCAACAAACGGGCAAGGACUAUUUGAUUUGCGAUUACAACCGAGAUGGCGACUCUUACCGCUCACCUUGGAGCAAUGAAUACGACCCCGAACUUCCGGACGGUGCACUUCCCUCGCCGACAUUACGAAAGUUGGAAGUAGCAGCCAAUGAAGCAUUCGAUACUUAUCGUGAAAUGUACUACGAAGGUGGCAUUUCCUCUGUUUAUACUUUCGAUUUAGAUGAUAAAUUUGCGGUUGUUGUGCUGAUCAAAAAAGUUGGCGAUGGUGUCCGUCGGAUGAAAGGAGCCUGGGAUUCAAUCCACGUGUUUGAGGUUCAAGAACGAGGCCGUAACGCUCACUACAAGUUGACAUCUACCGUGAUGCUAUACAUGAUUACCAACAGCCAAGACCUUGGUAACCUGAAUUUAAGUGGAAGCAUGACACGCCAGUCCGAGCAAGAUUUUGCUGUGGAUGAUCCAUCGGCACACGUUGCGAACAUUGGUCGUAUGGUGGAGGACAUUGAACUCAAGAUGCGAAACUCCUUACAAGAAGUCUAUUUUGGCAAGACACAAGAUAUCGUCAACGACCUUCGCAGCCUAGGGUCCCUAGAAGAAAGUCGACAACAGGCUCGCAUUCAGCAAGAAAUUGUUGGUAGAUUGAUGGAAAGAAAUACCCGUUAAUAAGAAGCAAACACAAAAUCACCGCAAUCAUCAAUACAACCCAUAUUCCAGCCCAGAAAAUAGUUGUUGAUCUUCUCCGAUGUUGUCCGUGCGCAUUUUCUUUUCUUCUGUAUGUUGUGUUCGACGUAGGAAGUAGAUGAUCGCUGCUGUCCGCAUAGACCAAGACAUCCUGGCAAGAAUUGAUCCUUUGAAUAUGCUUGAAAUGCUUCCUUAAAUAACCGAGGCCCCGCGUCGGAAUAAUGAUGAUGAUCUAAAUUAAUGCAUCGCUAAUAUACAUAAAAUACCGCG
Molecule: messenger RNA, 1178 nt
Organism: Zychaea mexicana
Lineage: Eukaryota; Fungi; Mucoromycota; Mucoromycetes; Mucorales; Lichtheimiaceae
Product: F-actin-capping protein subunit beta
Exons: 5
Coding region: 78-890 (270 amino acids)
Biological process (GO): actin cytoskeleton organization; barbed-end actin filament capping; cell morphogenesis
Cellular component (GO): F-actin capping protein complex; cytoplasm
Molecular function (GO): actin filament binding
Source: RefSeq, a predicted model, not a curated record